This is a messenger RNA of Arachis ipaensis, 717 nucleotides long. The record is from RefSeq and is a predicted model, not a curated record. Lineage: Eukaryota; Viridiplantae; Streptophyta; Magnoliopsida; Fabales; Fabaceae.
AUGGAGCAGCAGUUAUUGGGUUAUGAGCAUGAGAUGUAUAGAUUGGAUCAGACUGAGCACAUUGCCGGGAGGCUUGAUCGAGUGGACGUUGCAUAUCAGUUGGAACUCAGGAUUGAUGGUGAUCCUGUGAAUGGAUGCAUCGGUGGGUGGGAGCAGCACCACCAGGGACGGACCAUUGAGGAGUUAUGUGAGCAGAUACUGGGUGUUGUUCUUGACCCAGAGGACAGACAGUCACGGACGAAGUGGACUGUCAAGCUCACUUGGUUCCACAACACGGUUUAUGGAGAGCUAGAGCAGGAUGCCACAGAGGAGCAGCUGAAGAGGUAUACGAGAGGAUACAUCAUGCAGUUGAUAGGCAGUAUCCUCUUCCCCGAUGCAUCUGACUCUCGGGUGCAUAUCAGGUGGCUUCCCCUGCUGGAGGACAUUGAUGCAUGUGGUAGGUUGUCGUGGGGUUUGGCUGUGCUGGCAUGGCUGUAUCGCCAGAUGUGCCGGGCCACAAAGCAUGGUCAGCGCAACAUGGGAGGAUGCGUCAGCUUGAUGCUUUCUUGGGCCUACCACCGUAUUCCGUUGGUACGACCUGAUGGGUUUGAUGCUCGUCGCUUUCCCCUGGUCGAGAGGUGGGUUCAGUACCGGCCGGACAAUGCCACAGGCGACCGCAUGUUGAGGCAGUACAGGCAUACGCUGAACGGGAUUGGGAUGCUGAAUGUGAGUUAUUAA